AUGCAAUUCAGAAUCGCUACUUUUGCUGCUCUCUUGGCUGCCACUGGCCUAGUUUCCGCUGAUGAGGACUGGACCAAGUUGGCUCCAAACAGUACCUACGCUGGUGGAUACAUAACUUACGAGAGCACUUUCGGAAUUUCCGUUAUUCCUCUUGCUGAAGAAAAUGCUAAGAAAUUCGAGCACGAUGGUCAAACAGGUUCUACCGAUGGUGCAGCUCCAUCCCCAGGAAGCUCUCCAGUUAAUGCUGAAGAGACACAUUUACAUCUAGACUCCGUUGCUUGCAAGACCGGAAGUGCUCUUGAGUUGAACUUGACUGACUCUAUUCUACGUGAUGCUCACGGUAGAAUCGGAUCUAUUGUUGCUAACAGACAAUUCCAAUUUGAUGGUCCACCACCACAAGCCGGUACUAUCUACGCUAACGGUUGGUCUUUGACUCCAGAAGGUAACUUGGCUUUGGGUGACAGUGAUGUCUUCUUCCAAUGUUUGUCCGGUAACUUCUACAACUUGUACGAUCAAUAUAUUGCUCCACAAUGUUCUCCAAUCCACUUAAAGGCCGUCGAGUUGAUCUACUGUCCUCCAGCUGUUCAAGGUGCUCAAGCUUGA
This is a messenger RNA of Eremothecium sinecaudum, 603 nucleotides long. Its product is annotated as HHL294Wp. Gene Ontology annotation, cellular component: fungal-type cell wall. The transcript has a single exon. NCBI's taxonomy places the organism in Eukaryota, Fungi, Ascomycota, Saccharomycetes, Saccharomycetales, Saccharomycetaceae. Gene Ontology annotation, biological process: fungal-type cell wall organization. Gene Ontology annotation, molecular function: structural constituent of cell wall. Bases 1 to 603 code for a protein of 200 amino acids. The record is from RefSeq and is a predicted model, not a curated record.